Penicillium expansum is the source of this 1707-nucleotide messenger RNA. Its product is annotated as tyrosyl-DNA phosphodiesterase 1. The record is from RefSeq and is a predicted model, not a curated record. The transcript is spliced from 4 exons. Gene Ontology annotation, cellular component: nucleus. Gene Ontology annotation, molecular function: double-stranded DNA binding; single-stranded DNA binding; 3'-tyrosyl-DNA phosphodiesterase activity. Bases 1 to 1707 code for a protein of 568 amino acids. Gene Ontology annotation, biological process: double-strand break repair; single strand break repair. NCBI's taxonomy places the organism in Eukaryota, Fungi, Ascomycota, Eurotiomycetes, Eurotiales, Aspergillaceae.
AUGGAGCGCCCCUCCAAAAGAGCCAAAAUCUUAUUAGAUCCGAGUGAUGGCUCAGCGACUACACCCCUGACGUCUUUGAGCAGGGCCAUCAGCCCACCACUGCCACGAGGCUGUCCCGGAGUGACUGAUGGUAAAUUGACUUCUGGUGCUGGAGGCACUGCUCGCCCUACCCAGUUUGUCAAUUCGCCAGUACAGCUUACUCAUAUUCGAGAUUUACCGGAUGGUAAUAAUGUCGACGCGGUCCGACUACGCGAUAUUCUUGGAGAUCCCAUGAUCCGUGAAUGCUGGCAGUUUAACUACCUCUUUGAUGUGGAUUUUCUCAUGUCACAGUUUGAUGAGGAUGUCCGAGACCUGGUCCAGGUUAAGGUUGUGCAUGGAUCCUGGCGGAGUGAGGAUUCAAAUCGCAUUCGAGUUGAGGAAACCUGUGCACGAUAUCCUAAUGUCGAGCCAAUUGUGGCCUACAUGCCGGAGCCUUUCGGGACACAUCAUUCCAAGAUGAUGAUUCUUCUUCGGCAUGAUGACCUUGCUCAGAUUAUUAUCCACACAGCAAACAUGAUUUAUAUGGAUUGGACCAAUAUGACCCAAGCCGCCUGGCUCUCCCCACUGCUUCCCCUGCAGAAGGAAAGCCCAGCGGGAUCUCAGACAGACGCCAAAGUUGGCUCCGGCGCAAGAUUCAAAAGGGAUCUCCUCGCUUAUCUGAAAGCGUAUGGACCUAAAAAGACCGGCCCGCUGGUCCAGCAGUUGGAUAGCUAUGACUUCAACUCUAUCCGCGCUGCCCUCAUUGCCAGUGUCCCGUCCAAAAAGCACGCCAGUGACUCCAGCGCAGAAGAGGAAACACUGUGGGGCUGGCCUGCUCUGAAAGACUUGAUGAGCCAAAUACCCAUCCAGCAGAAAAACAAAACCAAGAAACCACACAUAGUAAUCCAGUCCAAGAUCUCUUCAGUAGCAACCUUGGGCCAAACAAAUAAAUGGCUCAAAGAAGUCUUCUUCAAAGCCCUCACCCCAACCCCAACCCAGCAAGCAACAACCUACUCAAUAAUCUUUCCGACCCCGGACGAAAUCCGUAGCUCCCUGAACGGCUACAACUCCGGCGGCUCAAUCCACAUGAAAACCCAAAGCGCAGCGCAACAAAAGCAACUUCAAUACAUGCACCCCUAUCUCUGCCAAUGGGCAGGCGAUACCAUUACCCCAGGUCAAUGCAUCGACUUAUCCGAAGAUAAUCCCCCAAAGCGCGAAGCAGGCCGCGCCCGCGCAGCCCCACACAUCAAGACUUACAUCCGCUUCGCGGACUCGGACAUGAAGACUAUUGACUGGGCGAUGGUUUCGUCGGCGAAUCUGUCCACGCAGGCGUGGGGCGCGGCGACGAAUGCGAGUGGCGAGGUGCGCAUUUGUAGCUGGGAGAUUGGCGUUGUUGUUUGGCCGGACCUUUUCCGAGAUGAGCGUUGUGGCGAUGCUGCAUCUGCAUGUGAAUCUGAAUCUGAAUCCCGAGCGGAAGGGAAAUCCCCUAGGCCAGAUGCGCUCAUGGUUCCUUGCUUUAAGCGGGAUCGUCCUGAAGCUUCUGAGGGGACCGAGACGGCUUCUGUGGUCGUCGGAUUCCGGAUGCCUUAUGAUCUUCCGUUGACACCGUAUGGUGCAGGUGAUGAGCCGUGGUGUGCGACUGCUUCGCAUACUCUGCCGGACUGGCAGGGGCAGAGCUGGAUUAUUUGA